AUGGACCAGCAACCUCAAAGUGAUGCUGAUUUUCUUGAGCCAUCAGUACUAUUAGAUGAGACACAUUACCAGGAGGGCUACAAAAAUGGUUAUCAUGAUGGCCUGUCAUCAGGGAAGGAAGAGGGCAGACAGGUUGGUUUAAAGAUGGGUUUCCAGGUCGGUGAAGAGCUGGGUUUCUAUCAGGGCUGUCUGGAUGUGUGGGCCUCCGCAGCUCGCAUUGAUCAGAACGUGUUCUCAGCUAGGGUCAGGAAGAACAUUGAGCAACUAGCUGCACUGGUGAGCAGCUAUCCGCUGUAUGAUCCGGAGAAUGAACAAGUUCAAGAUGUGAUGGAGAAGAUAAGGCUGAAAUUCAGGGUUAUCACUGCAACAUUAGGGGCGAAGUUGGAGUAUGAAGGUCGCCCGGCAUCAUCGAAACAGGACGUUGAGGAUCUGUGA
Molecule: messenger RNA, 435 nt
Organism: Setaria italica (foxtail millet)
Lineage: Eukaryota; Viridiplantae; Streptophyta; Magnoliopsida; Poales; Poaceae
Product: oral cancer-overexpressed protein 1 homolog
Exons: 1
Coding region: 1-435 (144 amino acids)
Source: RefSeq, a predicted model, not a curated record